Lathyrus oleraceus (garden pea) is the source of this 1254-nucleotide messenger RNA. RefSeq names its product CASP-like protein 4B1. The transcript has 2 exons. The record is from RefSeq and is a predicted model, not a curated record. The coding region runs from base 231 to 1025 and encodes 264 amino acids. NCBI's taxonomy places the organism in Eukaryota, Viridiplantae, Streptophyta, Magnoliopsida, Fabales, Fabaceae.
UAACAACUUCCAUAACGAUUUUACCGAUAUAGUGCCACCUCAACCUAAACCAAACACAAUGUAUGCAACACACGAAACUAAUCAUUAAAAAAAUAAUAAAAAGACAACCCAACAAAACAAACUUCAGUUUCUUGUUCUAUUCUUCUUUUCAAUUUUCAAUUCAAUCCUUCAUAUCUGAAUCUAAAUACUACAAUUUUUAACAUUAAAAAAGUAAAAAACAUCCUCAGAAAAUGUCCAACAUCGAAGAAGAUUCAUCUCCCCCGAGGAUACACAUUCAGACUCCACCACCGGCGCCAGAUGUGACUGAUCGGGAAAACCCACCGCCGCCGACCGAAGGCAUAGCAGGGAUAUUGAAGCGGUGGAAGAGGGAAGACUUGAUAAAGAGAGGAUCCUUGGGAUUGAGAGGGAUCGCUUUGCUUUUCUCUCUUAUUUGUUUCAUUGUAAUGGCUAGCAACAAACAUGGCGAUUGGAGGGAUUUUGAUAAAUAUGAAGAGUAUAGGUAUUUGCUGGCAAUUGGGAUUUUGUCAAGUUUGUAUACUGGAGCUCAAGUUUUUCGUCAAAUUCACGAACUUUCUACUGGAAAGCAAUUGAUUAAACCAAGUUUGGCAACUAUCAUUGACUUUUUCGGUGAUCAGGUUUGUCAUGUCAUUCAUUUCUAUAUGGUGUUACAUUUAUGUAACAUGACUAUGAUACUGAGGAUAGUGAGAGUGUCACUGAAUUUUCUGAAAAUCAAUGCCUUGGUUAGAUUGAAAUCGGUUCAGAUUGUGAUCAAGUGGUUGAAUGUUUGUUUGGUUGCAGUGUUUGAAUGUUGCAAUGUUUUUUUGGUGUUGCAGAUAAUGGCAUAUUUUUUGAUAUCAUCAGCAUCUUCAGCAAUUCCAAUGACAAAUAGAAUGCGGGAAGGUGCAGACAAUAUAUUCACAGAUGCUUCAUCUACAGCCAUUAGCAUGUCGAUUUUCGCCUUCUUGUGUUUGGCAGCAUCGGCUCUCAUAUCUGGCUACAAACUAUCAGCUCAGUCCUAUAUCUGAAACUACAACGAAAUUCUCCAUAUUUUGUUUCACACUUCAAUUUCAUUUCUGUAAAUCGCUUUUGAUGUAUACCAAUGUUGUUAAAGGGAGUCAGAAAUUCUCCUCCCUUUGGCCGUGUGCGUUACAGUUACAGUGAAAGAAUACGUAAUAUUGAUUUCAUAUACAAAUACAAAUAAUAUGUAAUUCUUCAUAUAAAUACAACAAAAGAAUAACAGUGCUCAUUAGUCAA